UUGAAUGAUCCAAGGUGCUCCAAUGCUGGUUUGUCAAAUUAUUGAUGCGGUGGUUUGAAUCACGUUUGAAUUUUAGUGCGAAGCUUAUUAAUUCUUUUUAUUUUCCUAUUACUUGUUAGAAUAUUAUACACAUGGAUUAUUGAUUUGUGCGUUGCAAUUGUGUGAUUUGUGUUGUUAAGUGCAGAAACAUGGUUUUGGCUGAGCGAAGUAAUGAUGUUCGAAACGGGAAGCGGUCAAGGGGGCCAAGCCCCAAUGGCCAUGGAAGUCCAGAUUCCAGCUCCGAAGAUGAGAAUGUAGUACCAUUUGCAGCUGAGAAGAUCAGGGUGGGUCGGGAUUAUCAGGCUGUUUGUCCUGAACUGGAGCCAGUUGAACAGAGGAAACCUGAACUUAUAUCAGAUAGAGCAUUACUUGUUUGGUCACCCACUUCUGACAUAUCUGACAUCAAAUUGGAUGAAUACAUAACAACAGCUAAAGAGAAAUAUGGUUACAACGGUGAGCAGGCCCUUGGUAUGUUGUUCUGGCACAAACAUGACCUCAAUCGUGCCUCAAUGGACCUUGCCAACUUUACACCAUUUCCUGAUGAAUGGACAGUUGAAGACAAGGUGCUCUUUGAGCAAGCCUUCCAGUUUCACGGCAAAAGCUUUCACAGAAUACGGCAAAUGUUACCAGAUAAGACUAUUGCAUCUUUAGUCAAGUAUUAUUAUUCAUGGAAAAAGACAAGAGCCCGUACAUCACUUAUGGAUGUGGUUAGUGAAGGUCGCAAUGCAACUGGCUCUGGUACAGGGAAACGGGAAUCUGGGGCUGGUUCAGAGCCAGGCGGCUCUGACAAAGAUUCAGACAAUGACGAGAAGAAGUGGACUUACCACCGCGGUAUAGUUCGCGGCGGCAAGGUCGCGGGCGCGGCCUCGCAACGCGCCGGAGGCCAGCUCACCGCCCAGGGCUCGGGCGGCGGCGAGGGCGCGGGCAAGUGGUGCACCGUGUGCGGCAUUCUGUGCACCCUCACCACGCCGCACAACUCGCACAAGCUGUGCCAGGCGUGCCUCGUGCACGCCAGACGCACGGGGACGAUGAGACCGUUGUGCGGACCGUCCGGUAGACGCGGCCCGGGCUCCAAACAGCAGCGUUACAAACAUCGGUUGCCGCGCGGCAUUUACAUCAAUCACGAUGAUCUCGUCGCAAUGGCGACCGGACCGCAGCCCGGCGACCCGCCGCAGCCGGGACUUGUCAAUCAGGGCGAAGCUAUGCUCAAAGCGAUGGACAGAGAGAUUAUAUCGCUCAAGAGACAAGUUCAACAGAAUAAGCAGCAGUUGAGCGCAAUGAAACGCAAGGUGGCCGACACCGGCGUGGACGAGUUCCGCCCCGGCGAGCCCCCCGCCAAGAUCAACUCGCGCUGGACCAACGACGAACUGCUCAUGGCCGUCACAGCUGUCAGGAAAUACGGGCGAGAUUUUCAAGCGAUCGCGGAGACACUUGGAACGAAAACGGAAGCGCACGUGCGAUCAUUCUUCAUAUCUUACCGACGUCGGUACAACCUCGACGCCGUGGUGCGCGAACACGAGGCGGAACGCGUCAUGACACUUCAUCUACAAGCUGGCACAGCAAACACAGAAUCUGCAGAGACGGCCACAGACAAUACCAACACAAAUAAUGGCACAGCAUCUCCACAAACUACGAAUAAAGAUGAAAAAACUGAGGUGGACAGCGAGGGAGUGUCGCUGGGCGCGCCGGCAGAGCAAGGCGGCGCCCCCACCGCGCCUGCCGCCCCUGCGCCCGCGCCCGCGCCCGCGCCCGCCGCCACGUCCGCCGCGCCCGCCCCGACCGCCGCGACCGCCGCGACCGCCGCGACCGCCGCGCCCGCCACUCCGCCCAAACACAAGCCCGCCAAGUGAACUCACAUCUAACGGACGAUACUCUACGUGUCACAACUAUACUGAUACAUGCUCUGCUAUACGAACCGAGUGUCUCGUCAAUCACUCGUUUUGUCUUGUACCAAUGUCACAGCCCUGUUGACUGGUUCGCCAUUAAUUGUUAUUUACGAGUGACGAAUUCACGCCACUUGUCGACGUGACUCAUAAUAUGACUUGUGUUCAAAUUGCGCAAUAAAGUAUUAUCGGUGAAUUCCCGUAAGGAGUUUUGUGCGCAUACAGUUCUAACUGUGGGAACUGGGAAGUGUACCUUCUGGAUUUUUGCUGUACCAGUUUACACAAUGAGGAUUUAUCGGUCAAGCAAUCCACAAAACAGUUUAAGCAGUAGAUUGUAUAUUGCAAUUUAAGUAACAAAGUUUAAUGAUAUCAGAAUUCGCCCUAAAUCGUACAUAUUUUUUCUACUAAAAUACUAAAUUUUAUUUUACCCUGGUGUAACAAUAAAAAUCAUGAAUAUCAAAAUAAUUAUGUUUCGUCAUUUCAGAAUAAUUUAUAAAAAUAGUGUAGGUAAAGUAUUAAAACUAUUAUAUAAUGACUCAAUCAUUACUUGAUACUGCAUAGUUCUGAAUAGUCUAAUAUGACAUUUUUUUUUAAAUGUUCUGUUCCACACAGUUGUGCCAGCGCAAUAUGCAUUUUUUAAUUUAUAUAGGUAACCAGGGUAAAAAUUAAGUUCUUUUAUGAUGGACUACCAACUGGGACUCAUUUCUGUUUAGUUUGUCUUAUAUACCAGAAUGAAGAUGUAUUGAUGAUUAUAAAACUUAUGCAAUAUAAUAUGUUACUUGAUUAAAGAGAAUAAUCAGCAAUUAAAUCAAUAUCAUAAAUCUAAUUAAGUUGUUCGAAACAAUUAUGGCAAGCUGGAGUUAAUUUCCAAUAAUGUCUUAUGAUAACAGUAAAUUAUCAUGGUGCAUCUGACUAUUGGUUUUUUAGAACCGCCAAGAAUAAACAGUGAUGUUGAAUAUAAGAUAUAGGAAUGUCUGUAUACGCGAUAUUAAUGCAUUGUAUUUGUAAAUAAAUUUGGUUAGGUUAAGAUUUUGUUUUGAGAGCAUUGGACUAUGUAGAUAUAUGGAGUGCAUGAUGUUUGAUAUAAAUCUAGGUAUUUGAGCUGUGCUCCACAUAGGAGGUCGAGAUUAAUCCAGGAUUUGUUUACAUUCGUGUGAUAGUGUCCUUAGCUAGAUUAUAAUUAAUGUUAUUAACUUGCCUUAUAUAAAAAAUAUCUGUAUCUCAUAUACUCGCAUGCUUAAUAUAGUGCACAGUCGGCAAAACAGACCAUUUAUAUUUUUCGAUUGAUACACGAGCUUUUAUGUAUUAGGGGGCUAUGUAAGAGCAGAAUGUUUGAUGAUGCUGACUGUACCCCUUGCACAUAGUUUUAAAUACAACUGAAUUUUUAUUUAGUGUUAAAACGAGACAUUUUUGUACUGUAAGAGAUGUAGUAGUAUUUUUAUGUAGGUCUAACAAUAAUUUAUUAGUAAGUGUACUGUGCUAAUUAUGUCCACUUUCCUCUAAUUUUUAUGGUAAACACUAACUAACAAGAAAUUAGAUUUUAGGCAAUUUUUAUUAGACGAUACUCAUAGAUAAAUUAUUGCAUUUAAAAUAAUUCUUCAGACGUGUAAAAAUAUUCAGGCUUCAUUCACUAAAUUCAAAUGCUAUAUCGGCAAUAAUAAGUAAAUUAUUAUAUUUUGCCGUCGACGGAACGCUUUUCAAGAAUAGCGAUAUUCGCUUCUCUGUACUGUUAGAGUCGUAAUAGAUACGAUAGAUAGAAUACGAUAUUUUUAUACUGAUAAAAGACAUCUCAUUGCUAAUAUAAAAUUUCAUGUCGAUAUGAUAAUACCGUUUAAAUUUUAAUAAUGUUGUAUUGAAACUAUUUUAUCAAAUGUCUCCAGUUUUUGGUUAUAUAGAAAAUCAAACAGCUGUACUCAAUUUUAUAGUCAAUACAAGAUAUAGCAAUGUGUGUCUGGCUUUA
Manduca sexta (tobacco hornworm) is the source of this 3882-nucleotide messenger RNA. RefSeq names its product REST corepressor (gene CoRest). The record is from RefSeq and is a predicted model, not a curated record. Gene Ontology annotation, biological process: negative regulation of DNA-templated transcription; regulation of transcription by RNA polymerase II. Bases 189 to 1889 code for a protein of 566 amino acids. Gene Ontology annotation, molecular function: transcription corepressor activity. The transcript is spliced from 11 exons. Gene Ontology annotation, cellular component: histone deacetylase complex; transcription regulator complex. NCBI's taxonomy places the organism in Eukaryota, Metazoa, Arthropoda, Insecta, Lepidoptera, Sphingidae.